This is a messenger RNA of Tetrapisispora phaffii CBS 4417, 1434 nucleotides long. RefSeq names its product Far8p (gene FAR8). The transcript has a single exon. The coding region runs from base 1 to 1434 and encodes 477 amino acids. The record is from RefSeq and is a predicted model, not a curated record. Lineage: Eukaryota; Fungi; Ascomycota; Saccharomycetes; Saccharomycetales; Saccharomycetaceae.
AUGACGCCGCCUUUACAACAUGUUCAUCCACAAUACUCUCUGCCAGGGAUCAUGCAUUAUUUGCAAACAGAGUUCACAAAGAAUGAGCGAGACCGAAUCUCUUGGGAACUGGAGAAAUUCGAAAUGAAGGCAAGAAUAGCCCAUCUCGAAGGCGAGAACAGAGACCUGCGUCGUCGUUUGAACCAGGUUUCUGUUUCCUCGUCCUCCACUGCAACACAAGAGACCAUCGAGGGGGAGGUUGGAAAAUUCGAUCCAAAGGAACUGACAGGCACGAGACAAGCGAUACAAGAGAAUGUCAAGGAAAUUAUCUAUUUGUUGAAAAAUACAGACGCAGACAUCCUUGGCGACAGCACAAGUAAAUUGAAAAUAGGUGAUAAGUUACACUAUGUGGAGAGCAUCAAUGCAAACACGGGCAGGGUGGGCGUCGCCACCGGGAAGGAAGAGUCUACUAGAGAGAAUCCAGGAAACGCAAUGCAAACUAUUCUUGCUUCCCCAAGCUUACAUAGAAUCGACACAAUGAAAGUGACUGCAGACAAUUCUAUCAUCAUCUCCGGCGACAAUCAUUUAGAAAUGUUCAAGCUAGAUCCACAGACUCUGGCGAAAACAGAGUCUACAGUCUACAACGGCGCUUUUGAUAACACAUUAGAUGUGUUUGUCUCAAAGAAUAACAUCCUGUCUAUCCAUGAGGACCGUCUGCAAAGUUGGGUGAUCGAUCAUGAGGAUUCCAUGGAUUAUAUAGAGUUCAAAGGAAACUUCGAAAUAAUCAAAAUCGAACUGUUAAAAGCAGUCGAAUUCAAAAACGAUUGGUUAUUGCUAGUGACGAAUUAUCUGUUACAACUCUCGAAAUUGUCAUUACCUUCUGAAUCAAAUAGCAAAAUCAAUAUUGAAUCACAGUACGUGAUAGAAAAAAUCGAUGAGAAAUCAUCAAUCUUGGGUGCAACUUUAGGAAUGACCGAGAAGUCGGUUAUUGUUCUAUACAAUAAUCCAACAAAAUUAGUCAUUUAUGAUUUUCAAGGAAACGUUUUACAAACAAUUGAUCUAUCGAAUUCACUAAAGUCGAUUAGCCAACCGCUAUACACUCUCUCGGGGCUGUACAUAAAUAAGGAAACAUCGAAACUAUUGAUCCAAGUCGAUAGACGGAUCCUCAUUUAUUCAUUAGAUCAAAAAAAGAUAAUCUUAAAUGAAACUUUAUCAAAAAUACCAUUACACGUCUCUUACAAAUUUUCAAGAGACUUAAUAGCAAUCACGUACAGUGAUCAUUCUGUGGAGAUAAGAAAUGUAGAUAAUUUCCACACCCUACUGUACAGCUACGGCUCUCUAGACGACCAAUUGAUAGUAGAUUUGAUCAUCAUAAACAACUCACCAAUCGUAGUGAUAAAUACUUGGGAUAACAAGGUCCUAUUACACAAAUUAGUCGAUCCAAAAAAAAUUUGA